This is a messenger RNA of Hipposideros armiger (great roundleaf bat), 2231 nucleotides long. RefSeq names its product tRNA-yW synthesizing protein 3 homolog (gene TYW3). Gene Ontology annotation, biological process: wybutosine biosynthetic process; tRNA methylation. The record is from RefSeq and is a predicted model, not a curated record. The transcript has 6 exons. Gene Ontology annotation, molecular function: tRNA methyltransferase activity. The coding region runs from base 245 to 1021 and encodes 258 amino acids. Lineage: Eukaryota; Metazoa; Chordata; Mammalia; Chiroptera; Hipposideridae.
UCUACAGUGGGGACUCAAAGUCUGCGACGGCUCCCACUGUUUCCACAGAAAAGGGGGCGGGGACGACCGUCUUCAACAUUUGUUGGCCCCGCCUCUCCCCGCCACUAGGAGACAUCACGAGAGUCUCCCAAGUUCGGAACGACGAGGAAGUUUGGACCUUCUCGGCGCCACUCCUUUCAAUAUGGCUGCCCCCAGGGAAAGGCGAGGGCUAAUGGGAAAGAACAGAUCCUAAAUCCCUCAUCGCAUGGAUCGUAGCGCGGAGUUCAGGAGAUGGAAAGCGCAGUGCCUGAGCAAAGCGGACCUCAGCCGGAAGGGCAGUGUGGACGAGGAUGUGGUUGAGCUUGUGCAGCUCCUGAAUGAACGAGAACAGUUUUUCACCACGAGUUCCUGCGCUGGCCGCAUCAUCCUCCUAGAUGGGAGUAUCAAUGGUUUCGAGGUUCAGAAAAAAGACUGUUGCUGGCUACUGGUUACACACAGACCUUGUAUAAAAGAUGAUAUGGUUGCAGCUCUGAAGAAAGCAAACGGUGAUGCCAUUUUGAAAUUUGAACCACUUGUUCUUCAUGUGCAGUGUCGACAGUUGCAGGAUGCACAGAUUCUGCAUUCAGUGGCAAUAGAUUCUGGCUUCAGGAACUCAGGCAUCACAGUGGGGAAGAGAGGAAAGAUUAUGUUGGCUGUCCGGAGCACGCAUGGCUUAGAAGUUCCAUUAAGCCAGGAGGGAAAACUGAUGGUAACCGAGGAAUAUAUUGACUUCCUGUUAAAGAUAGCAAAUCAAAAAAUGGAGGAAAACAAGAAGAGGAUUGAAAGGUUUUACAACUGCCUACAACAUGCUUUGGAAAGAGCAACUGUUACUGACUCACAUUCCAAAGAGAAAAUCAAUGAGAAAAAUAACCCAUAUUCUCAUAAGAAAAAAAGAAACCGAGCAAAAGCACGUGGCAAAUGUGUUACUGAAGAAAAUGAUAAAGAACUUGAAAAUGAUGAUGACCUAGGAAUCAGUGUUACCAUCUUCCCUGAAGAUUACUAAGAUUUGGUUCUGAAGCGUCGUGGUAGAAUAAUGUUUCUAAUAAUUAUAAAGCUGCUCUUUAUAAGAGUGUUUUAGAUUAUUGAGUGUAUCAGACAUUCAGAAAAGCAAGAUUUAAUUUUUCUGUUUUAGAGAAACCCAUCUUAUAAACAGGUGCCUUUUAAAAAUAGCCGUGUAUAAUGUUUGCUCAUUAAAUACCAUAUUUUAGUCACAGAUUCAUUAUAAAAAUCGAAUUAUGAUUUUUAAUGCCUCCCGGGUUUUUUUUAUUUUAAUUUGUACUUCUGCAAAACAGGGGAACUAGAAUACCCUUCCAACAGAACCUUAUCAUUAGGAAUAUUUGAAUAAAUAUCAUAGUGACAUUUCACUUAUUUAAUGUCCGGCUUUAAAAGCAGGUCAGAGUUUGCUUCUCGUUGCCAUGGAAUCCAAUGGCAAGUUUUUUCCUCUCUUUUGACCUUGUAGAUAAAACAACUAAUGUGCUUUCAUUCAGGACAAAACUUCUGAACUGUCUUUCCCUUUUAUUUCUCACAAACCAGAGCUUGCCAUUGGCAUAGUCUCUGUCAAACAACGGGCAUAGCUUUUCACUAAGCCUGAUCAGAAGUGAUAAGACUCAGGAAUCGUAAUGGAACAAAUGUGCUUGGAAAAUUGCAAGGAAUUGGAAGAUCUGGGUUUGAGUUCUGACCACUACACAGAAGUCGGAGGUCCUUGAGCAAAUCACUUAAUUUCCAAGGUCUUCCGUUUCCUCUUCUGCCUAACAGUUCUUCUAAAACCUGCUGUAUUUACACCGUAGGACUGUUGACAGGAUGAAGGUAAAUCAAAACAUGAAAACAGUAUAAAAUAGACCAUUUUGCAUAUAUGUUAGUAUUUACCAUUUUCCUUUUAAAAUGAUGUUUUCAUGCUGUAUUUUCAGAAUAUAUCAAAUCAGAAAUUAGAUUUUUAAAGGGAAAUUACUAGUCAAGAACUAAUAAAUUAUAAGAAAAUACCAGAAUGUCAAAUAAGAAACAUUACAUAAAGUAGUAUAAACACUGAGUUGUGAUUUUGGCAUUUCCUAACAUUUUUAUAACUUGCUUAAGUCUAUAUAAAUUAGAUUUGCACCUUCGUGCUUGCCUUCUGACAUCAUUGUAUACUCCCACUUUUAAAAUAGACUGACUUCAUAGAUAUCUAUUGUCCUGUAAAUAAAAUCAUAAGAGAUACUGUUCAGACAGCUCUAAAGUUA